Molecule: messenger RNA, 1956 nt
Organism: Trichosurus vulpecula (common brushtail)
Lineage: Eukaryota; Metazoa; Chordata; Mammalia; Diprotodontia; Phalangeridae
Product: RNA polymerase II elongation factor ELL-like
Biological process (GO): positive regulation of transcription elongation by RNA polymerase II; transcription elongation by RNA polymerase II; snRNA transcription by RNA polymerase II
Cellular component (GO): transcription elongation factor complex
Molecular function (GO): cis-regulatory region sequence-specific DNA binding
Source: RefSeq, a predicted model, not a curated record
AUGUUGGUGCCCCUGGGUCUGGUGAUGAACCACCAAAGCAACGGUGAAAACAGGAGCACAGAUGGGAACUCUCUGGAUUCAGACUUCUUUCAGCCCCCAGGCAAGAAGAUGAAGUUACAGGAAUCCAUUGAAUAUGAAGACUUGGGGGGAAAUAAUAACAUUAAAACCACUGCACUAAGCCUGAAGAAGUCAGAUAGGUAUUAUCAUGGCCCAACUCCAAUUCAGUCCAUCCAGUAUGCAACAAGUCAGGAUCUUAUCAAUUGCUUUCAGAGUAUUAAGCAAGAGAUGGAAAUUUACACACCCAAACCAACCCAGGUUCUUUCAAGUGGUGCUGCAAGUAGAACCCUCACAGCUUUAUGCCCUGGAGGAGCACUUAUGCAGGGAGGACCACUGCAAGCCAUAAACCACAUGGUGCCAAAUGACAUUCAGUUAGAACUCAAACACUUGAAUGUGGCAGUAGGGGAGCUGCUGAGGCAUUUCUGGUCUUGUUUUCCAGUUCACACACCAUCCCAAGAAGAAAAGAGAUGGUCUUUAAGCACAAAUUUGGUAAGUCACAUAGAAGAGAUGCUGCAGACAGCCUUUGAUAAAUUUCACAUAUGGCAGUCUUGGCAAUUCAGUUCCAGAAUUCAGGUUCAGUUCCAGAAGCCAGCCCCAGCUGCUGCAGACACUGUGCCCUCAAGGAAAUGCUCAAUGCCAAUCAAUGUUGCCAAUGCCACCAAGAAGAGCAAUAGUGGGAUUUCUCAGCAGCCUUUCAGACACAGGGUCAUUCAUUUAGUGGCACUUAAGCCUCAUAAGAAACCUGAGCUGAUCCUGAGGUUGCAAAAGGAUGGCCUUUUGCAGCAGGACAAGGACAUGCUGGACAGCCUCUUACAGCAGGUUGCCAACUUGAGUGCCAAGGACAGCACAUACGUGUUAAAAGACUGCAUGUACAAGGAUAUUCAGGACUGGUGUGGAUACUCAGAAGGAGAUCAGCAGUUACUAAAAAAAAUUCUUGUUAGAAAAGUCUGUCAGCCACAGAAUUCGGAUAGUGUUCCAGGAGACACACCUUCCUCAAGUUCCCCACUGAAAGAUUCUUUGUAUUCCUCAUCACCCCCUCAGAAAUCAUCUCAGCCACUGGAUUUCAUUGACCCAGUAGCAAAUAAGAAGUGGAGGAUAUCUUGUACUCAAAGAACACAGCCCACUUUCAAGGGGAAACUGAACUCUUCUAAUGGGAAAGAAGUCCCUUCUGCUCCCAGCCCAGCUUCUGUGGCCAAUUCAGUCAGCUCUAGCUCCCAUCUCCCCAACCUAGAGCUCCCCUGGCCUCACAACCCCCUCACUGAUGACAGCAAUGACAUAUUUCACAAUGGCAGAGACUGUGAGAAUGCUGAGGCCUCUGAGAACCUCAGUCUCCCUUCCCAGACAGCAAAAAAAAAAAAAAAAAACAGUUGUGCCUCAUGGCAUAUGAAAACCAAGAAGAAAUCCAAAAAGCACAAAGAAAAGGAGAGGUGAAGUGAGGAGAAAAAUAGAGAAGAGAAGCAGGAUUGUGAACUCAUGAAGAACUCUGAAACUAAGAUGAGUGUGGCUCUGCAGGAAAGCACAGGUUUAAGUGGAAUAUGCAAUAAUUCUAGUGUUCCAACAUCAACUUCAGAAAUGCUGGAUUAUGUCUUAAAAUAUGCCACCAUUUCCUCCUCAGAAUAACGUCAAAGUUAUAAGAAUGAUUUUAACGCUGAAUACAAUGAGUACCGAGAUCUGCAUGCACGAAUAGAGAGAAUAACUCGAUGGUUUACACAGCUGGAUGCUGAGCUCAAACAGCUUUCCCAAGGUUCAGAGGAGUAUGAGACUACCCAUGGUCAGAUUUUACAAGAACAUUGGAAAAUCAAAAACAAUACUAACUACGGCCAAGAAAAGUACCAUUUUGAAUAUCUACACAACAAACUGGCUCACAUCAAGAAACUGAUAGAGUAUGACCAGCGGUAA